Molecule: messenger RNA, 4908 nt
Organism: Malaya genurostris
Lineage: Eukaryota; Metazoa; Arthropoda; Insecta; Diptera; Culicidae
Product: ATP-binding cassette sub-family C member 4-like
Exons: 9
Coding region: 321-4463 (1380 amino acids)
Biological process (GO): transmembrane transport
Cellular component (GO): membrane
Molecular function (GO): ATP binding; ABC-type transporter activity; ATP hydrolysis activity
Source: RefSeq, a predicted model, not a curated record
AGCUAACCAGAUGGGAGCUCCCUUUCGACCAUUCAGUAUUCGGGUAGCGCUCAGUUCAAUCAGACUUGUUCGGUUCCAAACCGUCCGGUAACGGUUUGAGUGCCCCCUCGUGUGUUGCGAAUCAUUUAUUUUUUGUUAAUCGAAGGAAGCACCAAAAGCAUUAUUGUUAUUGUUGGUUUGAAUUUUCAUUGUAAAAUGCUGACUGUCAAAAUUUUCGUUUGUGUGCCGUUCUCGUUGUGACGCUGGAGAGUUCGGAAAAUUAAUUGCGAAAGUUACAGUUGAAAGUUAGUAGUGUCUGGUAGUGAUAGUGCAAUGUCAGUAUGGAAUCAAUUCGAAGAAAACUGCCACCAAAUCCACGGGAAAAUGCCAACCUACUGUCCAUAUUGACGUUCUGGUGGACUAUCGAUCUGUUCAAGAAGGGCUACACCAAAGUGCUAGAACUGCAGGAUUUGUUUCGACCGCUCGAAGUAGACAAAUCGGACAGUUUGGGGGAUCGGCUUGAAGAAAAAUGGUAUGCCCAAACGAACAGCCCUGGCCGACCGAGUCUCAUCAAGGCCAUCUUCCACACUUUCUGGUGGGAGUACAGCGUCCUGGGGUUCAUCGUAUUUUUCAACGACAUCGUAGUCCGGCUGUCGCAACCUAUUUUCCUUGGAUUACUACUGCAAUAUUUUAGGAAGGAUAGCGAUGUGACAUACGAAAAUGCUUUAUAUUACGCUGGUGCAAUCGUGAUUCUGAACAUUGUCAGCGCAAUCACAAUCAACCAGUAUAUCCUCGGUUGCUUCCAGAAUGGCAUGAAGGUACGGGUCGCGAUGUGUAGCGUGAUCUACCGAAAAGCCUUGCGGCUGUCACGUACGGCACUGGGUGACACCGCUCCCGGUAAGGUCGUCAAUCUGCUGUCCAACGACGUCAACCGGUUCGAUAUUGUGUCCGUGUUUCUCCACUCGAUGUGGUCGGCUCCGUUGCUGACCAUUAUUAUUGGGGUUCUUUUGUACCUGGAGAUUGGCCUGGCCGGCUUGAUCGGAAUGAUUGUGAUAUUUAUCGUGACGCCCAUUCAAUCCUACACCGGAAAGCUGACUUCGCGGUUCCGCUUCCAGACGGCACUGCGAACGGAUGAAAGAAUUCGACUGAUGGACGAGAUUAUUACCGGAAUACAGGUCAUAAAGAUGUACGCUUGGGAGAAGCCGUUCGCUAAGAUUAUCCAGAUGGCUCGGAGAAUGGAACUAAAAAUCAUCAGAAAGAGUUCCUACGUUAGAGCUCUCUAUAUGACGUUUUUACUGUUCACAACCAGGACCGCUUUGUUCUGUACAAUGAUGGCUAUGGCGCUGCUUGGAAACGAUAUGACGGCCGCCAAAGUGUUUGUGGUGGCAACAUAUUUCAGCAUCCUUGCCAAUACCAUGUCCGCUAUGUUCGUGCGAGGUAUUGCGGAAAUUGCUGAGGCACUGGUCGCAAUGAAAAGACUGCAGCGCUUUUUAGAAUAUGAAGAAAAAGAUCAAAUGCUUCAGAAUUGGAAACAGAACUACCACGAGGAGUUCGGCCUGAACGGAGACAGUUCGGAAAAAGUAAAAUUGAUUGAAUCGGAAACUCAACUACCCCCGAACGUUGCAAUCUCAAUGCGAAAUGUUACAGCUCUAUGGGGUGCAGUGAAACGGCAAAAUGGGCCGGUUACGAAGUCUGAUGCCAAAAAUGGAUCUGCAUUGAAUGGCAAAAAGGCGAAUGCGGCAAACCACAUUGACGAAGAUGACGAAUCGUGGAAAACGGCCACACUCUCGAAUAUCAAUGUCGACUUCCGAAAAGGAAUACUAAUUGGCGUCAUCGGACCGGUGGGUGCCGGGAAGUCCUCUUUACUGCAAGCAAUUCUGAAAGAGCUUCUGCUGGAAUCGGGAUCAAUCGUUACCAAUGGGAAAUGUGUUUACGUCAGCCAGGAACCGUGGGUGUUCGCUGGGACGGUUCGGCAGAACAUUCUGUUCGGACAUCCGAUGGAAAAGGAGCGCUACGAGUCGGUGGUGAAUGCAUGUGCUCUGGUACGAGAUUUCGAGCAACUUCCCGAUGGAGACAAAACGAUCAUCGGCGAACGAGGAGCUGCCCUGUCCGGGGGGCAGAAAGCUAGAAUCAGUUUAGCCCGUGCAGUUUAUCGCCGAGCCGAUAUAUUUCUGAUGGAUGAUCCGCUUAGUGCCGUGGAUGCUCACGUCGGUCGGCACUUGUUCGAUAUCUGUAUUGGGCCCCGUGGACGGUUAGGUAAAGUUAAAGCUACUCGAAUUCUAGUUACGCAUCAAGUGCACUUCCUGAAGGCAGCUGAUUGGGUCAUCGUGAUGAAUGAGGGUAAAAUAACGAUGCAAGGUACUCCACAUGAUCUAUCGCAAAACGGAGUCGACUUUGUUGAGUUGAUGGAAAAAAUGGAGGAGGAAAUAGGCGAUGGUGAGAGUUCAGUUAUGACUUCGAAUAAACGGCGGGGUUCAAGAGCUUCCUCGAAAUCGUUUACAUCCUCGCUUCAUUCCGUCAACGAUCUCUCUGAUGAUGAAGAAUCAAAGAAUAAAAUCAGCGACGAAGAGAAAUCAAAAUCUCCAAACGUAAAUGAAAAUAUGGAGCUUAGUUCGAAGGGAACGGUUCAAGGAUCGGUUCUGAUGAAUUAUAUUCGCAGUGGAGCGAAUCCUGUGAUACUAUUUGGACUGUUUACGUUGUUCAUAGCUACUCAGGUGGCCGCCAGCGGAGCAGAUUUGUGGGUCUCGUUUUGGACAUCUCAAGAGGAACAACGAAUAUUUCAACGGGACUACGGAACCACAAUUGAACGAACUAAUUCAUCUAGCCCCGAGGAUGUUCCUCCCGUUGCAGAUGGAGGAUCAUUGUUAAGUACAGAGGCAUGCAUGGCAAUUCAUGGAGCCUUGGUAACGAGUAUAUUCCUGUUGGCAAUCUUCAGAUCAAUCAGUUUCUACAAGACAUCCGUUCGAGCGUCCCAGAAUCUACACGACAGUAUGUUCAAGGGUUGUGUCUCGACUCCGAUGCGAUUUUACGAUACCAACACGUCUGGGCGUAUUCUGAAUCGGUUCUCCAAGGACAUGGGUUCAGUUGAUGAACUGUUACCGAAAGCCAUCCUCGAUGCGUCGCAAAUCAUUCUCAGUAUGAUCGGCACCAUUCUGGUGACAGUGAUCGUGAAUCCUAUGCUUCUGGUUCCCUUAGCGUUUCUUGCGGUCAUUUUUAUCUAUCUACGACGGGUCUAUUUGAAGACAUCCAAAAACAUCAAACGAUUGGAGGGAAUAACUCGUUCACCGGUAUUCUCACACUUAGCUGCCUCGUUGGCCGGCCUGCCAACCAUUCGUGCCUUCGAAGCACAGACUGAGCUGAUCCGGGAAUUCGAUGCUCAUCAGGAUAUUCACACUUCCUCGUUCUACAUGUUCAUCACCAGUUCCACGGCGUUCGGAUUCGCCCUGGAUUUGCUGUGUUUUGUAUUUGUAUUUAUUGUGGUGUUCAGUUUUCUCUUGCUGGAGACUGGCCUGCUGGGAGAUCAAGUUGGGUUGGCCAUCACACAGUCGAUGGCACUGACCGGUAUGAUGCAAUGGGGCAUUCGACAGAGUGCUGAGGUGGCGAAUUUCAUGAUGUCUGUCGAACGGUUACUGGAGUAUCGUGACUUGCAACCGGAGAAGCAACCGGAACAGCCGAAAGCGUUGAGUAACAAUUGGCCUGAAAAGGGACGAAUUCAGUUUAAAAAUGUUUCCUAUCGAUACUUUGAGGGCGCUGACCCGGUAUUGAAAAAUUUGAACUUUGAAAUAAAUCCAAAAGAAAAGAUCGGAAUUGUUGGCCGAACCGGUGCCGGCAAAUCGUCUCUGAUUGGUGCACUAUUUCGGCUGGCACAGAUCGAAGGCGACAUUCUGAUUGACAGUGUCAAUACCGCCGAUAUCACUCUGGAAAAUCUACGAUCCAAGAUCGCAAUUAUUCCUCAAGACCCGGUGUUGUUUUCUGGAACGCUACGAAGAAAUUUAGAUCCAUUCGAAGAUUUCCCGGAUGCUGAUUUAUGGAACGCAUUGGAACAAGUCGAACUGAAGGACAUUGCCAGCGGUCCCCAUGGUCUGCAAAUAGCCGUUGCGGCCGGUGGAUCUAAUUUUAGUGUUGGCCAAAGGCAGCUAAUUUGUUUGGCACGUGCCAUUCUUCGGAAUAACCGGGUGCUGGUGUUAGAUGAAGCUACUGCCAACGUGGACCCAAAUACCGAUCGACUUAUACAGGAAACAAUCCGUGCCGAAUUCGCAGACUGCACGGUGCUCACCAUCGCCCAUCGCUUGAAUACGAUUAUGGACUCCGACCGGGUGCUGGUGAUGGAUGCGGGUGAAGCAAUAGAGUUCGGAUUACCGCACGAUCUACUGCAGAUGCCGGUGGGUGUCUUCAAGGAAAUGGUCCUGGCGACUGGACCAGCAGAAUCCGAAAGACUGGUUCAAAUUGCCAAACAGAAAUUUGAUGAAACGGUGAGAGAGUGAGGAUAAAGUGAUGCAAGCAGCAACUGCCGUGUUUAGUAGUACAAAAAGUGUCCUUAUGAGAGUCUUUUUACGAUAGCAAAAAAAACACACCCAUUACUACACGUUUUUAUCACCGAAUUUCAGUGGAAUUGUGUAUAAAUUUUACAUUUUUCGAUGAUCAAAAACUCAAUUUCCUUUAAGAAUCUAUAGUCUUUAAAUUGAUGCUCAGUUUUGUUUCAACGAUAAAAGCAGAGAAAAGUAUCGUUUGAAAAACUCGAAAUAUUCCUGCGUUUGAAUUUUACAAUCUGCUUAAGAACUAUUCUACCAAAAUGUCCUAAUUUCGAAACAUUAACUUUAGUUAGGCACUUAACGCAUGUAUAUUAUUCGUUUAAAGACUCUAAAUUAUUUAGAUGUAAAAACUAUUUAAAUAGUACAAUACAAUAUACACAGUAAAGAUAACCGGAAA